GUUGCCACCUGUUGCCCGAGGGCCCCUGCCCAGUGGUAUUUUGCCACCUGUUGCCCGAGACCCCUGCCCAGGGGUAGAUUGCCGCCUGUUGCCCAAGAUCCCUGCCCAGGGGUAGAUUGCCGCCUGUUGCCCGAGGUCCCUGCCCAGUGGUAGGUUGCUGCCUGUUGCCCGAGCCCCAAGCCUAGGGGGUAGAUUGCCUGCCUGUCG
Staurois parvus is the source of this 207-nucleotide messenger RNA. NCBI's taxonomy places the organism in Eukaryota, Metazoa, Chordata, Amphibia, Anura, Ranidae. The record is from the annotation of a GenBank genome assembly.